This is a messenger RNA of Entamoeba invadens IP1, 603 nucleotides long. RefSeq lists its product as hypothetical. The record is from RefSeq and is a predicted model, not a curated record. Lineage: Eukaryota; Evosea; Mastigamoebida; Endamoebidae. The coding region runs from base 1 to 603 and encodes 200 amino acids. The transcript has a single exon.
AUGAAGCCUAAAGCAAGUGGUGCAAAGGAUAAUAACCCAGAACUCCAAAACACCCACCCAAGUAAGCAACAUGACAACUCAAAUUAUCAAUGUGAGGUCGAAGCCGUUCUUAUCUCCCUUCUCUCGCGUCAUUGUAUAGUCGAAAUAUCAAAGCCAAACAAAAAAAGUUCGGUGACGUCGCAGUUUAUCAAAGUCACUGAAAUCGACUUUGACAACGGGGACACCAUCAACGUUUCAGACUUAAUUGAACUCAGGUGCUUCGAACGAAGAGAUUUCGAAGUUCAGAAAAAAGUCGAAGUCAAAACGGCCACCCGUCGGAUACAGAGUUAUAAACGAAUCGAGACUCUUCAUCUUCUCAUCGACUUGCUUCGAGAAUUCGGGUACAGUUUUGAGUCGCGAUUCGUUGAAGGCAAGAAAGGGGUUUUGAAGCUCGAAAACGUUACAAGUGUUUUCUAUGGGCAAAAGAGGAUUUUAGACUCGAAACAGAUCCAAGAGAAAGGCCACAAACUAAACAACUAUCUUUACAAGGAAACCACUGAAGUCGGCUUUUCCCUUAAAGUCGAAAAGAAGAAUCCCUUCAUCCUCUCGCUUCUUGGCUUUUAA